This is a messenger RNA of Anisakis simplex (herring worm), 3831 nucleotides long. NCBI's taxonomy places the organism in Eukaryota, Metazoa, Nematoda, Chromadorea, Rhabditida, Anisakidae. The record is from the annotation of a GenBank genome assembly.
AUGGACAAUCAGUCACCAUACGCAGUUGUGCAAUAUGUUCCAUUACCGUCACAAAUUCGCAGUGUAACCUCACCACGGCAACAGCUCAACAAACACAAAUGGCCACCUCCGUCCGUGUUAAGUGUUCAAAAGUUCUGGCCGCUAGAUGUGGAUGAGCAUCGAAAUGAAACAGGAGAUGGGCAGAUAGAACGAUUCGAUCAGCGAGAAGCGAACGACGAUGGAGAGGAAAACAGAGUGAUUCAUGAAGAGAAUAUUCAAUUUAAGGAGCAGGCCAACGAACAGCGAUUUGCUGAAAGCACCGAUGUGAUUGUUGAUGAUAAUAAUGCUGAUCAAAGAGUUCAUCGUUCAGAAACUCUUCACGGUGCCACUGAGCGUUCGCCACUAAACGAUGAGAGCAGUCGUUAUCAUGCGAAGAAACGAUCGUUUGCUGCAGAAGUGAAUCUUGAUUUGAACGCCAUCCAAUCGCAACAUUUAAAUGACGAGAUUGAUGAUGAUAUUGCCGCGACAAUAAUUUCCGCUGAUGAGUUUGGUGGUCGGCCAAAGCCAACCGUCAGGCAUUCCCUUCUUGGUUCGUCCGCUUCAGUUUCGAAAUCCACGACCUCAUCGGUAACGCUGACUGAACAUCUACCUCGUGUCACAAUAUCAAAUUCAUUGUCGUUUGGUGGUAACGAAGUGGAACAUCUAUCAACUGGCGGCGUUAUUUGUCAAGAAGGAAACCCUGGCAACAAUCACCAACAACAGCAAUGCACUGACGCAAAUGGUACACUCUCGUCAUCUAUUGCGAGAGACCCGAGACCGGCACCUAGACUGUCGCGAAAACCGGAAACGGAACUUCCGAGACAGAGUGAUGGUGGUAAGAAAAAGGUUUCAGCAAAAGGUUCAUUGAAUGAUGGCACUGAUAAAAUACUUUGGCAUACGAUAAUUAAAGCAAAUGACGAAGGACAAGAGGUGAUGAAAACAACAACGAUCACAGCACGAAAUGAAACCGAGGCAGAAACAACAGCAAAUUAUCAACGUUCACCAUUAGCCAAACAACGUGAAGUAGUUGAAGAGCAAGAUCUGUUCACAGCAUUGGACGAUAAAAACACUGUCAACAUCGAUAUGCCAAGUUGGCGAUAUGAAGCGUCCAAGUGGAGGAACCAGCACUCAGCUAGUGGUUCUGUUGAUGAUGCUACUGUUGUUCAUGCUGAUAAGAAUAACAAGCAUUCAGAAGAUUUCUGGAAUGCAAAGCACCAAUUCGACAUCCAGAGCCAUUUCGAUAGAGAGCAGUUGAAUGAAAGUGAUCGAAUAUGUGGUGCAUUGAAUAUUGACAGUUAUGAUCGUGCUUGUAAUGAUGAUGAUAUUAAAAGCGGUAAAGGUGACAAGAAGAAAAGCGUAUCAGAUGAUGACCGUUCAUAUGGUGUCAGUGAUGGGCGAAACAAUUAUUCUGAUACGUUUGAAAAACUGAUCACGAGGUCUGGCGACGAAGAUGAAGAAGAAGAGGAAGUGGAAAUACCAAUUAUUGACAUACAUAAAGAUAGCUAUAUUAUAACUUCGGCCAAAUAUCACAAAAGAUGUGAUCAUUCUUCCAGAAGAACAAAGGAACGAAACAGUCGUCGUCAGGUUGGUGAUGUAACAAAAAGAGCAUUGGCGAGUUCAGGUUCUGUAGAAUUAAGUAAAAAUUUAACAAAUGAUUCAUUGGAAGCCAGCAGUAAAUCAUUGUAUAGGCGUAAUGAUUGCCGUGAUAAUGAUGAUAAAACUGCUGAGGCGAUCGUGGAAAACUCAAUACCAUUAGCUACAACACCUGUUCAAAUGCGUGAUGAACAGAACGAGCCAGUGCAUUCAACCAAGUACAGUUUGGCGAGACAACGUAUUGAAGAAGCUGAGCAACAACGAGAUGAGGAUUUAAUUCAAAUUGAGCUAUUUCGGCGUAAAAAUAUCGAGCGACUGACAGAACUCAGUGAGCAGUUAGCAAAAUGGCAUGACGAUUAUACUGCCACCACAGAACUUGGCAUGGCUUGUCGUUCUUAUGACGACGAUGCAGUGAUUCAAUCGGCAAGUUUAAACAAUUGUUUAGUUGCUCCUGCGCGCAUGGCCUCAGAAUGUUUUGAUGCUUAUGAACAAGCAACUUCAAAAAAUCAUCAGCAACAUGAAGAUCAAAACAGAACCAAAAAAGGAGAAUGGAUAAAGAUUGAGGAGGAAUUGAGUGAGAAGGUGGAUGAAACAAAAGCAGAAGUUGAUAAGAGUAAAGCAUUGUCGAGAAUUCGAGGUUCAUCGCUUGAACGUGAAGGUGAUGAAAAUUCGAGUAGAAAACAUGUGCUGAGAAGUAGAAGACGAAGAAGUGAUGGUGAAAAGGAGAUGCGAUUGCUCGAUGAGAAUGACAAGCGUAUUGCGAUCGCAAGUAUUGAACGUCAUCAAAGGCAGUUGCACGAGCAACAACAACAACUAUUCGAACUGUUGGAUAAUGCCAUAUUUUUUCUCAAAAACCUCGAUACAAACACACUACAACAACGAUCAUUAACACCACAGUCGAGUGAUUUCUCUGAACGUAGUACGGCGCAUUUGGAUGAAAUCAGCACGUCAGUGGCGUCGCCAUCAAAACACGCAGCCUUAUCAACAGGCCGCAUGAUCACGCAACAAAAAAAUGAUGAAGAUGAAGGGAAGGACCAUAAGGAUGACUAUUCGGCGGCCGACAGAUCUAUGUCGGCUGAUCAACAGCGACGUAUAGGUAUUGAGCGAUUUCCUGAUAGAUCAACGGCAUCGAUUCAUAACGAAUCAGAUCAUCAUACAUCACCCGCAUCAACGAGCGAUCACCACGCUCAUCACUCAUAUUUGGAGACACCAGCACAAACGAUCAUGCGUGCGAUUAACGAAUUUAGCAACAACGAAACACUUCAUCAACAACUGCCGUGCAAAACUCAUAAUUAGUCCCUUAAGAACAGUUCAAGUGCUACUUCAACUAAUGGUUCUAAUCGUAACAACGUCAACAACAUCAAUAGUGAUAAUAAUAAUUUCGAUCCCAGUAACCAUAUCGAUGAGUUGAAGCGUUUCAUACGACCUGGAGGAUCAAGUGCUACACGACCGUCGUUCAAAUCUUCACUUGGUGCUACACGCAAUAACAACUAUAAUAGUGUGAAUGCUACUACUACUAAUAAUAACAAUAGUAGUGAUAAAAAUACUGCAAUCUUUGAAGGUGGUAGUACAAGUAGAACAUCAAGCAAUAAGUUUGGAACAACAACAACGACGCAACAGUAUCAGCAACGUCAAGGGGAUGAUUCAGUGAAAGGUCGAGGAACGUUGGAGACACAAGGCAGUCGUAUACCAUUUUGUGAACAUUGCAAACAACAAAUUCGUGGCGCAUAUGUGUUGGCCAAUGGUCUAGCCUGGUGCCCGGAGCAUUUCGUUUGUGCAAAUAAAGCAUGCAAUAGGAGACUUUUGGAUAUUGGAUUUGUUGAGGACAAAGGCCAGAAGUAUUGUGAGAACUGCUUCGAAAAUCUUAUCGCACCACAUUGUGCUAAAUGCAAUCGACCGAUUACGGCGGACUGCUUGAAUGCGCUACAAAAGCAAUGGCAUCCACAGUGCUUUGUGUGCGCUCAUUGUCAUAAACCGUUUGGCAAUUCAGCGUUCUUCUUGGAGCAAGGACUACCAUACUGCGAGACUGAUUGGAAUGCUUUAUUCACAACAAAAUGUGUUUCGUGUCACUACCCGAUCGAAGCUGGUGACAGAUGGGUAGAAGCACUCGGUUCAGCAUUUCACUCGAAUUGCUUCAACUGCACGAGCUGCAAUGUGAACUUGGAAGGUGAAAGUUUCUAUGCGAAGAAUGGUGCACCAUAUUGUAAACUUCACGCUUAA